Molecule: messenger RNA, 2513 nt
Organism: Mya arenaria
Lineage: Eukaryota; Metazoa; Mollusca; Bivalvia; Myida; Myidae
Exons: 1
Coding region: 83-1159 (358 amino acids)
Source: RefSeq, a predicted model, not a curated record
AUUACGAACGCUAAGUCAUUUAUAACAUACUGGUUCUCGAUUGAUUUGUUAAAUUUAAAUCACACAAAACACUUUCAGCAAUAUGCUCGGAAUACGAAAUCGUUCUUUUUACAAAGUAGCCGUGUUGUGUAGCUUCUUACUAUGUGUGUUUGUAGUGUUCAAAAUAGAACCCAAGCAGGAUCUUAAAACCCUGUUUAUGAGACCUUUUCAGUAUGUGGAAGCCUAUUUAAGGAAUGUUAAAGAUGAGGGAAAUGUAAAUGGACAAUGGACUGGUAAACAAGCGAAAGUAACCGAUGAAGAAAAUGCUCCAGCAUUACAUAACAAAUUCAAAGAAGAGGAACAUGUUAAGAGGUCAAACAACAUUCGAAUUUUCAAUAUCACAAGCAAUGCUAUUGCUUACCUAAAUAAAUGUAAAAGGACUAGCCUUCGGAUCCCAGAUGGGUCAAAUACUCCUAUAUGCAUAUACGAACCAAAGGAAGACAUAUUUGUAUCGGCGUCAAUUCUCAAAACAGGCUGGUGGGAGAAAGGAAACGUAGAGAAAGUCUGGAAUUUAAUGAAACCAGUCAAUGAUAUGCAGUUUCUGGAUAUUGGAUGUAAUAUUGGAGCAUUUGCAAUUGCAAUUGCUAAGCUUGGAAGGCGUGUAACAGCAGUGGAUGCAAACAUAGUAAAUUUAAAGAUGCUAGCAGCAUCUUUGCGACUUGGUGGGCUGGAGAAAGAUGUCACUUUGAUAUGGAACGGUGUGUCUAAUGAAACAAAAUAUGUGUAUCUCAGGCAAGCAAGAGUGAAUGUUGGCGCGACAAUGAUAUUAAAGGCAACAGAACAGCAUCCAGAAGAUCGCGAAAACACCGUUAUAACAGUACGGUUAGAUGACAUGCUAAGCUUGUUUGAACCUAAGCCCUUUUUCAUUAAAAUGGACAUCGAAAUCCACGAGGCUAUAGCACUGCAAGGGGCUGUUGCUUUCUUCAAAGAGUUCGACGUCCGUUACGUUUUGAUUGAAUGGAUGCAUUUCAAGAACAAAUCAAACGGUGGACAGUUUAUCCUAGAUUUCUUCAUACAACGAUCAUUUAACCCCUUCGUGCCAUGGAGCCAGCAAGGUCUCGAGUUUAAGGACGCCUACACUACUUGGCCAGGUGAUGUCUUGUGGAUCAGAAGUAAUUAAUAAUACAGUACCAGCAAGGUCUUGAAAUCAAUGGCGCCUACACUACCUGGCCAGGCGAUGUCUUGUGGAUCGGAAGUAAUUAAUAAUACAGUACCACCAAGGUCUUGAACUCAAGGACCCCAACACUACCUGGCCAAGCGAUGUCUUGUAAAUCGGAAGUUGUUAAUAAUGCAAUACCAUCAAGGUCUUGAACUCAAGGACGCCUACACUACCUGGCCAGGCGAUGUCUUGUGGAUCGGAAGUAAUUAAUAAUACAGUACCACCAAGGUCUUGAACUCAAGGACCCCAACACUACCUGGCCAAGCGAUGUCUUGUAAAUCGGAAGUUGUUAAUAAUGCAAUACCAUCAAGGUCUUGAACUCAAGGACGCCUACACUACCUGGACAAGCGAUGUCUUGUGAAUCGGAAGUUGUUAAUAAUGCAAUACCAUCAAGGUCUUGAACUCAAGGACGCCUACACUACCUGGCCAGGCGGUGUCUUGUGGAUCAAUGGAGCAAUUAAUAAUACAAUGAAUACAUCAGGAAGAAACCCAAUAUUUCAAAUGGAAACGAAUGCCCUGAGGUAGGAUCAAAAAGACCGAACAGACUCUGAACGCGAGAUGAAUAACAACACAAAACAGGCAUACUUCAGGUUAAUGAAAAACAUUUAUUGAAAGAUGAGGUGAAGACUAGAGAGAAAGACCUUCAAGACGCCAAUAAUUAACUGUGGACUGGUAUUAUCCACAUAUAUAACCAGUUUAACUUCUUGUGAAUGCCAGUAACACAUUUCAAAACAAUAUGCAAAAUGCAGUUAUAUACACCAACUGGAGUAAACGGUAAUCAACACUUUGUGCGUAGACAAACUAUCGUAAAAUCAAUAAUGGUAGUUAAUACAACCAUGCGUAGUUUUCUGUAUUAUUUAUUAAUGAGAAUAAUACCAAACAAUUGACAAACAACAAUUUAUCAUUUUAAACUUGCCAAUUGCAGUCUAUGUACAUUAUGUUAAUAGAAUGAUUCCAUUGAACAUGUAUAUUGGAAUGUAAAAAAGGACAACAAUUAUUGAAUAAAUCACAUAUAUUUAUUGCAUCAACGACAAUACAUCUACCGAUAAACGUUAAACACGAAGCUUACUGAUCAUAUUAGGAACAAACACACACACACGCACACACGCACGCACGCAUACACGCAUACACACACGCACACACGCAAACACGCACCCACGCACGCACGCACCCACGCACGCACACAUCACACACGCACGCACGCACGCGUACACGCACACUAACAUCACACACGCACGCACGCACGCGUACACACACACACACACACACACACACACACACACACACUCAUCUAUCCAUUAACAUGUGUUGCGUU